GACUGUAUAAAAAAAGUUUCCUACCAGUAUGAAAAGCAAAAAUUGUUCUCAUGACGUUCAGGGUUCAGAUAAGCAUUGUGGAAUAUGUGGGGAAGAAGUUGUAUUGGAAUCAGAAAUAAGUACGAUGAAAAAUUGUCCAAGUUGUAAUGACCUCCAGAACCCAAAUGUACUGUCUUGUACAAAAUGUCAAAUACAGCUAAUAAUUUGCAUACAAAAAAAAAAAGAUGGCAGCAAUUGUGAGGCUUUUAUAGCAGAAAAACAGAACUUUUGCAAAGAAUGUGGGAAACCAGUUAAAAGAGAUGAUGAAUUAGACAGUAGAAAACAAACACAAGUUACACAACCUAUAGUAAUUGCAGGACCCAUGAGGUUACCAAAAGAAAAUAAUACUGAAACAGGAGAUGUUGCUAUUGGCAAUAACAAUCAAAAUGUUGAUGGUCCUAAAGUAAAAGAGGAAAUUGAUUCAAGGGAACUGAAGAGAGAGGCUACUACCAAGAAAUGUGCAACUCGAGGACUAGCAGUUAUCUGUACCCAUCAGAAAUUCCGAACUGAAAAGUAUGACGUGACAGAUAGAGACAUUGCUCCAAUUGAUAAUGAUCUGAUGGCUGAAGUAUGGGAGUUGUAUGGAUGUGAAAUUCUUCGCUUUAAGGAUGGAACAAAGGAAUUUUAUAUGAAGAAAUUAAUAUCUGAAAUUGAGGAUAAAUUGAAAGAAAUUGGCAGUAUUGAUUACUUUGUUUUCGUUUUGAGCACCCAUGGAGAAGAAGUUCAUGAAGUAUUGAAAAAGAAAAGAGAAAAUAUAGUCAAUAUAAAGGAUAACAGUGGUGAAAAAGAACAGAAAACAGAAGAGGAGGAAUACAUAUAUGUACAUCAGUAUCACCAUUACUUUUAUACAAAGGAUGAUCGCUAUAAAACUCAGGACAUUAUUGAGGCAAUAGGUGAUUUAAAGGAUUUAAAAGGAAAAACUAAAAUGUUCUUUAUACAGGCUUGUAGAGGAAGGGCAGGGGUUAAAGAAGAGAAUCUAGAUUUUGGUCACGAUGUGGCAGUAGUGCAGAGUAGAGAUGAACAGUCAAACCAUAAGAAUGAGGGUGUAGAUAAAAAAGAUGCCAUUGGCUGUAUGCCAGAGGAAGAAAAUAAUAUAGAGCCUGACAAUGUGGAAGAGAUUCCUACUACACUAACAGAACUCCAUUGUGAUGAUUGUGUGGUAGCGUUUGCUUCUAUGUCAGGAAAGUAUGCUUACCGUAAAGAGAAUGAUCCAAAUCAGGGAAGUUGGUUGUUAAGAGCCUUACAUACCACAAUGAUUGAGAAUAACAAACUGGAAGACACUGUUCACAUACUAAAUAUACUUACAGGAGUCAAUAGGGAAGUUAGUAUUAAAGAAGCAUGUACAAAAGGCUACAAGAUGCAACUAAAAGCACAAUCUUGUUUUCUCCACAAUUUGACUUGUAGUGAUGAAACAUUGCAAUUUAGAUUUCAGUCUUCACCAACAAGUGCAUAACCAACUAAUGAUAGAUUUUAUAGAAUAAGUAUCAGAUUUCUGAAACUAUGUUCAUGUACAUGUUAGUUUUAUUUAAUCUUUUGAGAGAGCCUGUUUCAAAACAAAGUUUUAAAUCACUCUGAUCAAAUAAUUAACUGUAAUUUACUGAAAAGAGAGAAUGUUCUAGAUUUAAAUGUUUUUAGUGUUAUAAAAAAAAAAAAAAAAAGCUAAUUAUCAGAUUCAUUUACAUGAUAAACAAACAUGUAAAACCAAUCAAAUAAUGAUUAUCACAGAAAUUUAUCUAUAUAUCUAAUUUACACCCUGGUAUAUAUAUCAUAUUUGUUCUUAAUAGUAAUUUUAGUUUGGAGAUCUAUCCCAAGCAUUAAAAAAAAUGAGAAUGGAAAUGGGGAAUGUGUCAAAGAGACAACAACCCGACCAAAGAGCAGAAAACAGCCCAAGGCCACCAAUGGGUCUUCAACACGGCGAGAAAUCCCGCACCUGGAGGCAGGCUUCAGCUGGCCCCUAAAAACUUCUUGCCAAAAGGGAUUUUUUACAUGUUUACUUAGUCCUACAUAAUGUAGUUCUAUUAAUUUAAUUUUUUCAGUAACUUACAAUAAUUAUUAGUUUGUUUAAUAAUCUUACUUAUCCAAGUUAAUUUUAACCCUUUAUAUUUUGUUUUAAGUUCAACAUGUUAUUUCCACCCAAAUCAUAUUGUCAGGUUACCCAUUUCAAAUAAAAGAAAAUGAAUGAUUUUAAGUAAACCAUUGUUUGGAUUUGGUAAUGUUAAAAAUAAGUGAUUAAGCUUUAAAAUUAUAAGACUUUUAGAAUUUUUCUAACUGGAGAUACUUACUUUAUUGACCAACUCUUUAUUGUUCUCGCAAUCUCUCUAACUUUACGUCCAUAAUUUACAUUUUAUAUUUCUUGCAAAUCAACUGAAUUUUAUACCUAGGAGCGUACAGCUUCUGCAACCCCACUACAAUCCCCACUUUACAAACAUUGUAUCUUGGCUAUAUUUCUUUUUCCCAAUCCAUGCUACCUUUUUAGCUCACCUAGCCCAAAGGGCCAAGUGAGCUUUUCUCAUCACUUGGCGUCCAUCCUCAUCGCCCUUUACAAAAAUCAUCUCCUCUGAAACUGCUGGGCCAAAUUCAUCCAAACUAGGCCACAAUCAUCAUUGGGGUGUAUAGUUUUAAAAAAUGUGUCCGAUGACCGAUGACGAUGAUGAUGUGCCUGCCAAACAAGAUGGCCGACAUGGCUAAAAAUAGAACAUAGGGGGUAAAAUGCAAGUUUUGUCUAUCAUUUUGAAAAUCAUUAUAAAUAGAGAAAAUCUGACAGGGGCAGAAAUGUUCAGAAUAUUGAGCUCUACCAAUUGUUUAUAUACAUCAAAUCUGUCAGACGACUUAUAGGAGUUAUUGCCCUUAAAUGACAAAUUUUACAAUUUUUUUUCAUUUUUGCCUAUUAUCUUGAAAACUAUAAUAGACAGAGAGAAACUUUAAAUUGCAAAAAUGAUCAGCAAAACAAGUUAUACAUACAUGGUCGAAAUCGUCAGUCGACUCCUUAUUUGAGUUAUUGCCCUUUGAUGACGAUUUUUACCAAUUUUUGCGUUUUUGCCUUAUAUCUUUAAAAUUAUAAUAGAUAGAUAGAAACUUAAAUUAGCAAAAAUGAUCAGCAAGACAAGAUCUACAAUUUAGAGAAAUGGAAGAAAUCGUCGGACAACCAACUCCUUAUUGGAGUUAUUGCCCUUUAAUGACAAUUCUUACCAUUUUUUUGCGUUUUGCCUUAUAUGAUAAAAAUUAUAAUAGAUAAAUAGACACUUUUAAUCACAAAAAUGAUAAGCAAGGCAAGAUCUACUAACAAGUCAAAUUUUGCCGAUAUAGUUAUUAGACUGUCACUCUUUAUAGGAGUGCUUGCCCUUAAAUGAGGAUUUUUUUUUACCCUCUUUUGUGUUUUGAGCAAAUUAAAGAAGAUAGAGAGAAACUAAACAGACUAAAUGAUCAGCAAUCCAAGAUCAACAAAACAGAGAUUUUUGUCAUGAAUUCUAUUCUCGUCUACAAUGUUUGAGAGUGUCCUUUGUUGAAUAUGCACACAGACCAAGGUGAGCGACACAGGCUCUUUAGAGCCUCUAGUUUUCUAAAUUCAUCAAGAGACCAGACCAUUCAUCAUAUAAUUCUAAAAUACAAAGAGAUGUAUCUAAAGCUUGUGGUGACCAUCUAAAAUAAGUUGUGUCAUAAGCAUAUUGUGAUAUCAAAAAUUCUGAGUCUUCAAUUGUAAUACCUUUAAUAUUUUUUGUUUUUUCUUAGAAGUAUCCCUAAAAUUUCACCACAUUACAAAGAAAUGUAAAGAGAUAAAAAAUGUCAAAAUUAUUUUGUUAUAAGUAUAUGAUAAGUAAUGAAGUAUGAAAAAAACUGCAUUUGUGGAAAUAAAGUAAUAACUAAUUAAGUAAUGCUAUGUAUUUGCACACUUUUUUACGUGAACAAUUUUUUAGUUAUCUAUACAUGUAUCAUUUUACAUUAAUCAACAUCGAAAUGGUUUCUUUUUGAACAUGUCUUAUAGGUCUGCAAAAAGAGUCCUAAUUUUUAUAUAAGUCAGAAUAGAGAUAUUUCAUGUCAGAUAUGGUUUCUUUGAGAUUUAUACGUGUGUAAUGCAUAAUUUGUAAAACAAUUAAACACCUCUUUAUUCCUCGGCUUACAAUUGUAUGCAAACAAUGUAAUGGUGCUAUAAUUUUUGGUAAACUAUGGCUGCACUGAAUUAUUUCAUAAAUAAUUGAGGAUGCCAAAACCUUUGUUUUUUUUCUGAUAUUCAGUGAUGUAGAAGAUAGAAAAUAUAUUACUUGAUUAAGUCUUUUUUUUUUUUAGAAAAUCCAAAUUAUCAGUGUUUUUUUACAUAUUUUUGUAAAAUUGAUUUAAAGUUUUAAUAUGUAUUUUUGUUCUCUUAUUUAUUUUAAAUUUGCUGCUAAGAAAUUAUAAAUGUAAAUUUUUGAGAUUGGAUGAUCGUCUAGCAGAAACUUCAUUAAAUGCUUGUCAAUAUUUUCACAAUCUAAUUGCAAUCAUACAGAACUUAAUGUUUUCAUUCCCUCAGACAUUUUUGUCUCGUCUGCAACGAAAGUCGCGGAAAGCGAGACAAAGGGAUUGCUAUUCCGGCGACAGAUCAGGCUCUGGCAUCAACAAUUGUUAAGUUUUCUGCUUAAGUUAGUUUGAUAGGAACUACUUGUGAUAGAUCAUUGAUAUUUAAUAUAAAAUUGCAUUACUAUCAGUACAUAUCAGUUUGAUGACUAUUUUGAGGCCCUGCCCCCUAGAACAUGGUCCAGUGACUUUGAAUUAAUUAGCAGUUUUCAAUGUUAAGUUUUCUGCUUAAGUAGGUUUGAUAGGAUCUACUUGUGAUAGAUCAAUAAUAUUUUGUAUGAAGUUGCAUUACUAUCCUAACAUAUCAGUUUGACGACUAUUUUGAGGCCCUGCACCCUGGGACAUGGUCCAGUGACUUUGAAUUAAUUAGCAAUUUUCAGUGUUAAGUUUUCUGCUUAAGUUAGUUUGAUAGGAUCUACUUGUCAUAGAUCAAUGAUAUUUUGUAUGAAGUUGCAUUACUAUCAGUACAUAUAAGUUUGACGACUAUUUUGAGGCCCUGCACCCUAGGGCAUGGUCUAGUGACUUUGAAAUAAUUAGAAAUAUUCAAUAUUAUGUUUUCUGCUUAAGUUAGUUUGAUAGGAUCUACUUGUGAUAGAUCAAUGAUAUUUUGUAUGAAGUUGCAUUACUAUCAGUUCAUAUCAGUUUGAUGACUAUUUUGAGGCCCUGUCCCCUAGGUCAUGGUCCAGUGACUUUGAAUUAAUUAGCAAUUUUCAAUGUAAAGUUUUUCUGCUUAAGUUAUAUAUUGAUAACAACUACUUACAAUAAACAACGAUAUUUUCUAUAAAGUUACAUUACUGUAUGAACAUCUCAGUUUGUCUACAAUUUUCAGGCCCUGAUCAUGGUUGAGUGACUGAAUUAAUAAGCAAUGUUGCUGUCCAUCAGAUUGUCUUUAUCUGAAUUUUAUGCCGAUAGGCAAGACAUAUCUGUCAACAGUUUAUUAUUGAUAUAAUUUAUAUUGUAAAUUGUAGCUAUCUAUAAAGCAGAAAGCUUUCCCAUUCACUAGAAAACUAGAUUUUUUUUCUCUCCAUCAAGUAUACAUUCUGUCCUCUGCAUUUGAUAAUCAUUUUUAUUUCUGCAGUUAUGAAAAAAACAUUUGGUGAUUUAAAAGAUUUAUAUUAUCAGAUUUAUUUCUUGUAAGUCUUUAGUGACAUAAAUUUACAACAAGUGUUUUAUAUGUGCCUGGGUUUGAAGGCUCAUGGCAUGUUGUGUUUUGUAUACUGUAGUUUGUCUUUUGAUCGUUUUUCAUAUUUUGCCAUGGCAUUGCCAGUUUGUUUUUGACUUAUGAGUUUGAAUAUCUCUUUGGUAUCUUUCGCCUCUCUUAUUAUUUUUACAUGCUCCAAAUAACCCGAAUGUUGGGUUAACAUUUGUGGGUACUGUG
Mytilus californianus (California mussel) is the source of this 5968-nucleotide messenger RNA. RefSeq lists its product as uncharacterized. Gene Ontology annotation, biological process: proteolysis. The transcript has 6 exons. NCBI's taxonomy places the organism in Eukaryota, Metazoa, Mollusca, Bivalvia, Mytilida, Mytilidae. The record is from RefSeq and is a predicted model, not a curated record. Gene Ontology annotation, molecular function: cysteine-type endopeptidase activity. Bases 29 to 1492 code for a protein of 487 amino acids.